UAUGUAUCAGGUUUGGAAAUUUCCUUCCGGCGAACCAAUUAGCCGUGAAGAGGACAUCUUUGCAACAAGUUGCGUUCUAACGCCAGAGAAAGAGAGGGUAAUAGUAUCAUCUUCAAACACUCAUGCAGAGGCGAUUUUUCAAGUAAUCUUAGUUUCAACUGGAGAAAUUCUAAAGAAGUUUUGUCUAAAAACUCACGCGAUCAUUACCGAAAUGCAAUUAACCGCCGAUGGCCUAUCAAUUGUAGGACGUAAUCAACCGGAAAAGAAAGCUUCAAAUUAUUCAUAUAUAUCCUUUAAAUAUGGUCAGAAUUCUUUUAACGCCUACGAUUUCCUUAGAGGUCAAUCGUACGAUUCAUAUUCACCAACUUCUACAAUCGUUCUAAAGAACGGCUUAGCUGCGUCUACAGGACUAAAUGGGGAUAUUCAAUUGUGGGACGUUUCUACGUGCGAAUACGAAGGUAAUCUAUGCGAAGAUGAAACAGUUAAGGAUACAAGAAAUCCAUCAUUACACAAUCACGAAGGAUCGCUAAUAAACUGCAUGAAACAUUCCGACGAUGGAAAAUAUUUAAUAUGUGGUGCGUCUAAUGGUGGUGUAUCGUGUUGGGAUUUGGAUAACGAUGCUCUCUUAUACUCUAUCAACGCACAUAAACCAAAUUCAGUUCGCUGUGUUGCGGUCAGUAGCGAUAGCCAAGUUAUAGUCACUGCUGGUAGUGAUUUUAUAGUAAAAGUAUGGUCUCUCUCCAAACCCGAUAAACCAAUUUGUACAACAUUUAUUCAUUACUUACCAAACGAUUUAAUAAUCAGUAAAGAUCGGCAACAAAUGGUAAUAAUUGGUCAACAUGCCUACCAAUCAAAUCGUUUAAUGUUGUUUCGUUUAAGAAACACCUAA
Messenger RNA from Dimorphilus gyrociliatus, 889 nucleotides. Lineage: Eukaryota; Metazoa; Annelida; Polychaeta; Dinophilidae. The record is from the annotation of a GenBank genome assembly.